CGCGCGUCUGUGGGCGGGCUCGUUUGCUCCGUGCUCUCCUGGUGCCAGGUGGGACUUUCGCCUUCGCGCCCCCUCGGGCCGCUGCGUCGCUGUCCCUCCACGAUAUCUCGGUCCCCAGUGGCGCUCACCCCUGGGCCGUCCGAGUUUGUCCAAAGACCCCUUCCGUCCCAGCGGGGUUCAGCUUGUUCCUGCCUGUCCCGUGGUUACGCGGCUCGGAUUUAGGGGCAGCGCAGGGACAUCCCUCUCCUCCCCGCGGCCGUGCACCGCACGAGCGCAGUGUCCAGGGUCUUAGCCUGGGCAAGAGGUUCGAGGGCCGUGGGGCCUCAUCCAGCCUGAGGCUGCUAGGAGGAGCUGACGCCGGCUGGUGGUAUUUGCAGUGAAAAGGCAUGAGCCGGGUGGCUGGGACGGGAUCCGAUGCUAGGGAAACUGCAGUUUCCCAAAGUGACUUUGUGUGCUUGGGCAGGGAAAGGAAGAUAAGCUGUGAAAUAUGCAACCAGAGAGAGAUUGGGAGUGGGUGUGGGUCUAGGACAAGAGGCUUGGAGUCACAGAGGGGCAGAGAAAGAUGCUGGGGAAAGCCCCAGGUGCAGACUCUGAAGGGUCAGCUGUGACGGUUCAGCGCCCCUUCCCUUGGGCAGCCCCUCUCUCCUCUGUCUACCACUGGGCUUCCUGGUUGAUCCAGGGGGCUCCAGAACAGCCCAGGAAAGAGCCUCCACAGCAAGCAGAACUUUCUUGCCUGUCCAGACCAGGAAAUACCAGAGUGGGUGCCAUAACAGGGUGUGGCUGAGGGACCUGAGGGACCAGGCCUUGGAGAGGGCAGGGGAGGCCUCAGUGACCCUGCCCAAAAGGGACACAGCAUGGACAGAGGCCAAGAAUGCAAGGGAGAGAGCAGGUCUGGCUGCUGGUUAGAUCACCAUGGGGACAGGCAGCUGACUCACCUAGGCACGCCAAGACUAGCCAGUUCUGUCCUCACCCCGCCCCAUGGUGAGCAUCAAGCCUGCCUGGGGAGGUAGGAGGCUGGGCCCUUCCAGGUGUGUGCCCUCAGGUGAGUUGCCCAGCCUUUCAGAAGUACCUAGCUCAGGUGAGCCUGGUGGGACUGGGAGCCAGAGGCCUGGGUCUGAGCCCUAUACGUGUUCUAUGUAGGGUAUCUCUGGGCCCUCCCAUACCUUCCUGGGCCUCAGUUUCCCCAUGUGUAUGUCCUGUGCAGCUUAUUACUAAGGAACCUUAAAAACUGGAUGGAAGGAGAGGGUAAGGAGGCCAUGCCAUUGAUCAGAGAGGGGUGGGUUGGUGGUGGGACUAGGAUUUGAGAGGGAAGUACUCCUGCUGGGUCCCUCUCAUUUAAGGUUCAGUACCUCCCCCUCCUUCCCUGCAAACACACACACUCAUGCACACUCAUGCCUUGCCUCAUCCCUGCCUGCACACUCUCCUCAGUGCCUCCAGGAUGAAGCCCCAAAUUCCCUAGCCUGGGAGCAGAGCCUCUCGGGGCUGCAAGACCGGACUGUCAGCUUCAACUGCAGCCUCCUCCCGCCCCUGUGCCACCUCAGGAGCCAUGCUUAACUUCUGGUCCUUCCUCCGGGCAGUGUGACUUGGUUUCCUAGAGUCAGAGAUCUCUUUGGGGCCACAUACCUGGAAGGGCCCCAGAAUAGUGUCUGCAAACUUGGGUCACUGGGGGUCUGUCAGACUCGUCCCAAGGGGCCCCAGGCUGCUUGGAGAGGUAAGGGAGGCUGAGGACCAGGUCCCCAAACCCAGAGCAGCUCUGCUGCAUCAGUUUAUCCUUUUUAGGGAGGACUAAAAUAGUUUGACAAGCUCUGAUCUAGUCGGACCCCUAUUUGGUAGAGGAGAUGACUGAGGCCCAGAGAGGAGCAGGGCUGUGGAGAAGCUGGGGCAUGACCAGGGCUGAACAGCCAGGGAGGGGUUGGGAGGGGGUCCUCUGGGAGCAGCUGAAGUGUGGGCCAGGGGUCCAGCAUAAGGGAGCCUCUGCCAGCCCCAUGGGGGCAAGGGGUAGGAAGCCUGAGGUGGAGAAGGACUGAGAGCUCCUUGCCCUGAGUGUGGCACUGGCAGGGGGGACGGGGGGAUUGCUACCUGGCCCUCAGGUGAGUGUGGAGGCUCCUGGUGCUCAAGGCCUCCCAGCAGCGAAUUAUUUGCUGCAGGUUCCUGGCUCACCCUGAUCUGGUUCCUAGUCUACACCUCCCAUCCUGGCUGUACCCUCUCCCCUCUGCCUUUAGCCAGUGUCCUCACCUCUCAGCUCAGACCGUGACUGACUGCCAGCUGAGGGUGGAAAGGUCAAAGGUCAUCCCUCAAAGGACCUUUCCAUUACAUCAGUUUCUGGAGAUACAGGUCAGCUAACUCCAGAGCCUCAGAGUGUCAGAGCCAGGGAGAGGCAGAGUCUGAGGGUCUUGGACUAAAAGACUCUCUAGCUCUCCACAUGAGAUAUCUGGUCAGGUCAUCUGGGCAGAUGACCUCCUUUGCCAGGUGAGGGCACCAAAGUUUGGUGGGAGAGGGCUAUGUCCGAUUGGAGGCUGCAGCCUGGCUGUGGAGGCUCUGAAUCCAGCACCCGGACCAUGUGCAGCCCUGAGGAGGCAGCCCUGCUGCGGCUGGAGGAGGUCUUCUUGGCUACCCUUGCCCGCAUCAACAGCCUUGUCCUCCAGCCCCUGGUCACAGCUGCCCCAGAGCCCUCGGAUCCCCAGGGCAGAGAGUGCCUGCGGCUCUUGCAGCAGCUGCACGGGAGCUCCCAGCAGCUCUGGGAGGUGAUGGAGGAAAGCCUGCACUCGCUGCGGGAGAGGCUGUGCCACCCAGACUCCGUCGGCCUGGAAUCCCUGCUGCUGCUGCGUCGUGCUGACCAUGUCCUGCAGGUUCACGUGGAGUACAUCGAGUCCUAUACGAACUGCGUGGUGGUGCAGGCCUUUCAGAAGGCAGCAAAGAGGAGGAGCGAGUACUGGCGGGCCCAGCGGAAGGUGCUGCGGCAGCUGCUGUGGGGCAUGAGCUCCGAGGGCUCGGUGGGUACAGCACUGGUCCAGGCCCUCCGCCAGCCGCUCACCCAUCAUGUGCAGCAGUACGUGCUCCUCCUGCUGAGCCUCAGCGAAACCAUCGGGGAGCAUCACCCCAGCCGGGAGCUGGUGGUGCACACAGCCACCCUCUUUGGGAACCUACAGUCCUUCAUGAGGCAGGCGCUGGACCAGGCUGUGGCCACCCAGGCCCUCUGGCACACCUUGAGCAGCCGGCCGAGGGAUGUGCUCUGCACCCCUGCUCGCCGACUCUUGCAAGACAGCCAGGAUGUACCUGUGACAGUCACCCUGCUGCGGGCAGAGCGCGUGCUGCUUUUUGAUGAUGCCCUCGUUCUGCUACAGGGCUCCAAUUUCCACACCUUUGAUCUGAAGCUCGUGUGGGUGGAUCCUGGGCAGGACGGGUGCACGUCUCACCUCCUCACGCCUGAGGAAGAGUUCUCUUUUAGCUCCAAGGACCCUCAGGGCCAGGUGGUCUGGCAGAGGAAGGUUACCCAAGCUGUGUGCCAGGCCCUGCGUGGGAAGAAGGACUUCCCGGUGCUGGGGGCUGGCCUGGAGGCCUCCGAAGCUCCUGCCUGCCGCAGCGCAGCUUACACCUUCCGCGCGGAGGGCCGGCUCUGCGAGGCCACCUAUGAGGGCGAGUGGUGCCGGGGCAGGCCCCAUGGCAAGGGGACCCUGAAGUGGCCAGACGGACGGAACCAUGUAGGGAAUUUCUGCCAGGGCCUGGAGCAUGGCUUUGGCAUCUGCCUGGUGCCCCGGGCCUCUGAGGACAAGUUUGACUGUUACAAGUGCCACUGGUGGGAAGGCAGCAUGAACGGCUACGGCAUCUGUGAGUACGGCACUGACAAGGUGUACAAGGGCUACUUCCAGGCAGGUCUGCGGCAUGGAUUUGGGGUCCUGGAGAGCACCCCACAGGCCCCUCAGCCCUGCAAGUACACGGGCCACUGGGAGAGGGGCCAGAGGAGUGGCUAUGGCGUCGAGGAGGACAGUGACAGGGGUGAGCGCUAUAUUGGCAUGUGGCAGGCUGACCAGCGCCAUGGCCUGGGGGUCAUGGUCACCCAGGCAGGCAUCUGCUACCAGGGGACCUUCCAGGCAGACAAGAUGGUGGGCCCAGGGGUCCUCCUCACUGAAGACGACUCCUUGUACGAGGGCACCUUCACCAGAGACCUGACCCUUGUGGGGAAGGGCAAGGUCACCUUCCCCAAUGGCUUCACCCUGGAGGGCUCUUUUGGCAGCGAGGCAGGCGGAGGACUGCACACCCAGGGCGUUCUGGAUACAGCUGCCCUCCCCCCAGACCCAAGCUGCACCCGCAAGAGGCAGCUGGGUCUGGGCGCCUUCCCCGUGGAGAGCCGCUGGCAGGGUGUCUACGGCCCCUUCCGGGACUUCGUGCGCGCUGGCUGCCCUGCGGAGCUGCAAGAGGCCCUGCUGGGCUUCCACGUGCAGAGCUCGAAGGAGCUGCGCAAGUCCCAGGAGUACCUGUGCUGUGAGAGGAGCCACUCUGAGGACAGUGCAUGCAGAAUGGAAGACAUGCUGGAGGAGCUGCUGCAGCACCGGGAGCCCAAGGCCCUGCAGCAGUGCCUCAGGAAGGCUCUGAGCAACUGGCUACACCCCCUGGGAAAAGUGCUCCGGACACUGAUGCUGACCUUCCAGGCCACGUACGCAGGCAUCGGGGCCAACAAGCACCUGCAGGGGCUGGCCCAGGAGGAGGUGAAGCAGCACGCCCAGGAACUCUGGGCCGCCUACAAGGGUCUGCUGCAGGUUGCCUUACAGCGCAAAGGCCAGGCUCCAGAGGAAGACGAAGACGCAGAGACGAGGGACCUGCAGGUGCAUGGACUGGUGCUGCCCCUCGUGCUGCCCAGCUUCUACUCAGAGCUCUUCACUCUCUACCUGCUUCUUCAUGAGAGAGAGGACAGUCUCUACAGCCAGGGCAUUGCCCACCUGAGCCUCUUCCCCGACACCAAGCUGCUCGAGUUCCUGGACGUGCAGAAAGAUGCUCCCUGGUCAGGGACAAGUGCUUCCUGUCAGCUACCGAGUGUCUGCAGAGGAUCAUGUGAGUCUGUGCCCUCCAGAGGGUGGGGGUGGAGGCAGGGGUGUUGGGGCCCCUGGUUGGGACUGAACCCAGGGGCCUUGAUCUGGAGCCAGUGCCCCUGCUGCAGCACCACGGUAGACCCCCGGGAGAAGCUGGAGGUGCUGGAGAGGACGUAUGGGGAAAUUGAGGCCACCGUGUCACGGGUGCUGGGCCAGGAGCACAAGCUGCCCAUGGACGACCUGCUGCCGCUGCUCAUCUAUGUGGUAUCGCGUGCCCGAAUCCAGCACCUGGGAGCCGAGAUCCACUUGAUCCGUGACCUGAUGGAACCUAUCCACAUAGGAGGCCUGUAUGACUUUCUGCUCACAGCCCUGGAGUCUUGUUACGAGCACAUCCAGAAGGAAGACAUGAGGCUGCAUCGCUUGCCCAGCCGCUGGGACUCCAGGGUGUCCUGGUAGCUCAGCCUCUCCUGGACAAACUGCAGGGGCCGCCAUGGACUUCCCGUGGGAGCGAGCAUGGCCCAGCCUGGCCCUUGUGGACCCAGGAGCAGCGGGCAGCAUGGGCCGGUGGAGGUGGCUCUUGGAGGAGAUGAGCGAUUAUUUUCUUGCAGGGAGAUACCGCUGCUGCCCUGACUGGGAUGAGGGUUGGGCGUGAUGGAUGUGGCCCCAGAGCUGGGGGCUUCUCCUUUCCCUUCCCCCUGCCACUCUUUAGGCCACUGGGCCAGGUUUGGAUGACCUCUGUGACCUGCAGCAGCUCACAGGCUGGGGCUAGGAACCCCUGGCUUCUCUUUGCUGGAGCCUUACUCCCAAGUUACCAGGCCUCUCUGGGCCUUAAUGUUGCCAUCUAUAAAAUGAUGGACUUGGUGGUCUGUAAA
Equus quagga is the source of this 5899-nucleotide messenger RNA. RefSeq names its product ALS2 C-terminal like (gene ALS2CL). Bases 2502 to 5483 code for a protein of 993 amino acids. The record is from RefSeq and is a predicted model, not a curated record. The transcript has 25 exons. Lineage: Eukaryota; Metazoa; Chordata; Mammalia; Perissodactyla; Equidae.